AUGGCGCCUAACUCCCCGACGGUCCGACGGCCCGACUUCCUACAUCUGAUUGAGCAGCACGUCCACGUCGGAAUCGUCGGUGCAGGAAUAGGCGGGUUGGCGGCUGCCAUCGCCUUCCGUCGCGCAGGUGUGGAUGUCACCGUCCUGGAAGCCGCUGAGGAAUUGCUCGAGAUUGGAGCCGGGAUCCAAAUGACGCCAAACGUAUCGGUCCUCCUUCAGAGAUGGGGCGUCGCCGACGUGAUCGGCGACAACUUGGUCCAGAUCGAAGAACUCAACAUGCGCCGCAAAGAUGGUACCAUUGUCGGCCAUACCGAUAUACCUGUUGUCGAAAGGGCAUUGGGGAGACCGUGGUGGCUUGUUCAUCGUGCUCAUUUACAUGAUGGUCUUGCGGUGGUGGCAAAGAGGCUGGAAGCCGUGAUUCAUAUAAAUAGUCGCGUUGUGUCGCUUGAGUAUCAGGCUGGGGGUGAGGUUACAGUGAAGACGCAGAAGGGAGAUACUUAUCAGUUCGAUCUGUGUGUGGGCGCGGAUGGUGUGAAUAGCAUUGUGCGAAGAACGCUGUUCCCGGAAGUCAGACCGGAUGCUAAAACGACCAACUGUGCGUACCGGGCGGUUAUACCGUACGAGCGGAUCCGCCAAGAUGCUAUUGCGAAAGAGAUUAUUCAGAAGCAGACGAUGGAGGUCUGGAUGGGGCAUAAUGCCUACAUAAUUACAUAUCCCAUCAGUGGAGGUGAAGUGUUUAACCUUGUGCUCUCGCAUCAUCGUCCGGAGAAGGUGUAUGCCACGCAACCGGAUGUCGCUAUUGAAGAAUUGCGGAACGAGUACAAGAGCUUUGAUCCUCGGAUCAAGCGCAUUGUCGACAUGAUUCCUGAAACGUCUCGCUGGCCUCUGUUAGUGACCGGCCCAUUGAAGUCAUGGUCCUCACCCCAGAAAAACAUAGUGUUGAUGGGCGACGCAGCACACUCAAUGGUAAAUCACAUGGCACAAGGAGCCGCUACGUCCAUGGAAGACGGAGCGUUCCUCGCAAAGUGCGUCGGCGCAGUCGCUCUCGGAAAUCUAAGUCUCCGCGAGGCCAUCAAUAUUUAUGAAGUCGAACGGAUGCCAAAGGCCUUUCUGAAACAGCAGGUAUCGUUUCUCAAUGGUGCUAUCUGGCACUUACCGGAUGGUCCUAAGCAACAGGCCCGCGAUGCAGCAAUGGCGCCGGAGCUUGAAGGGAAAUAUCAGGUCCGCAGUAGUAAUCUUUAUGGCGACCCGCAGACAGUUCUGGAUGUAUACGGGUAUGAUGCUGAAAUCCAUGCGGAGGAAGCUCUGGUACAAUUUGCCAAUGGGGGAAGUGUUGUGUAUCCGGGAACUGGCAUAGUUCCUGGCCUUGAGGACAAGUAUAUGGGUUGGUUUAUGAAGCUCCCUGCAAACCAGCCACACCCGAGGCUUUGA
This is a messenger RNA of Aspergillus chevalieri, 1431 nucleotides long. RefSeq lists its product as uncharacterized. The transcript has 4 exons. The record is from RefSeq and is a predicted model, not a curated record. NCBI's taxonomy places the organism in Eukaryota, Fungi, Ascomycota, Eurotiomycetes, Eurotiales, Aspergillaceae. Gene Ontology annotation, molecular function: monooxygenase activity; FAD binding. Bases 1 to 1431 code for a protein of 476 amino acids. Gene Ontology annotation, biological process: secondary metabolite biosynthetic process.